Metschnikowia bicuspidata var. bicuspidata NRRL YB-4993 is the source of this 1939-nucleotide messenger RNA. Its product is annotated as amino acid permease. Gene Ontology annotation, cellular component: membrane. NCBI's taxonomy places the organism in Eukaryota, Fungi, Ascomycota, Pichiomycetes, Serinales, Metschnikowiaceae. Gene Ontology annotation, biological process: amino acid transmembrane transport. The record is from RefSeq and is a predicted model, not a curated record. Gene Ontology annotation, molecular function: amino acid transmembrane transporter activity. Bases 179 to 1939 code for a protein of 586 amino acids. The transcript has a single exon.
AAGAUCUUGGCCAAGAACUAUCAAAAUCUUGGCCAAAUGAUAGUCAAAGCUUGGAAAAGAUAUAAAGGGUCUUGGGUUCUCCACCUGAUGUAGAUAAGCCGUAAUUCUCCUAUUUUUUUUUGACUGCCCAGUCUAGUAUUCAGUAAACUUCUCACCUACUGGCUUUCAAUAAUUUAAGAUGCCGGAAAAAGAGUUGAACUAUGUAACUUCCAGGGAGCAGGCCUCUUCUACUGAUAAGCAAGGAGGUGUUUACAUUGACGCUUUUGACGCUCAAGAGCAAAAGGCACCUUUAGGCAGAUGGGACCGAUUUGUCGACAGUUUUCGAAGAUUCGAUGAGGUUGAAUUAGGCCUCGACCCUAAUUUAUCUGAAGUCGAGAAGGCCGCCAUUGUCACUGCCAACUCGCCACUUUCGAGAUCCUUGAAAGGAAGACACUUACAAAUGAUUGCAAUUGGAGGCUCCAUCGGCGCAGGCUUAUUUAUUGGAUCCGGCCAGGUUUUGAAAAACGGUGGUCCCGCUUCCGUAUUAAUUGCCUACUCGUUGAUUGGUGGUAUGAUUUUUGCCACUGUUCAUGCUUUGGGUGAGUUGGCAAUCACAUUCCCAGUUUCGGGUGCCUUCGUUACCUAUAACACCAGAUUCAUUGACCCUUCGUGGGGUUUUGCCAUGGCUUGGAAUUACGCCAUGCAGUGGUUGGUGGUUAUGCCGUUGGAAUUGGUGGCUGCAGCAAUUACAAUUCAGUAUUGGGACGAUCAAACUAAUCCUGCUGCGUAUGUUGCUAUUUUUUACGUUCUUAUUGUGACCAUCAACUUUUUCGGUGUCAAAGGUUAUGGUGAGGCCGAGUUUGUAUUCUCCAUGAUCAAGGUCAUUGCGGUUAUUGGCUUCAUUAUACUAGGCAUUGUCUUAGUCUGCGGUGGUGGGCCAGUCGGCGGAUACAUUGGAGGUAGGUACUGGCAUAACCCAGGUGCUUUCAAUAAUGGUUUCAAGGGUUUGUGCUCUGUGUUUGCAACUGCUGCUUUUGCUUUUGCAGGUACUGAGUUGGUUGGUUUGGCUGCGGCUGAGUCUGUCAACCCAAGAAAGUCCAUGCCCAAAGCAAUCAAGCAGGUUUUCUGGAGAAUUUGUUUGUUCUACAUCGUGUCUUUGAUCUUGGUCGGAUGCCUUGUGCCAUAUGACAGUCCUGACUUGCAAGGCUCUGACGGCACUGCCAAAUUCUCGCCUUUCGUUAUCGCCAUCAACAAUGCCGGAAUCAGUGGUUUGCCAUCUGUCAUGAACGUCGUCAUCAUGAUUGCCGUUUUGUCUGUUGGUAAUUCCUCUGUUUUUGGCUCCUCCAGAACAUUGGCUGCAUUGGCUGCUGCCGGCCAAGCUCCUAAGAUUUUCAACUACAUCGACAAGAAAGGAAGACCUUUGUUCGGUAUCAUCCUCCAGUCAUUGUUCGGCUUAAUCAGUUUUAUUUCUGCCUCCGGUAAGCAAGGAGAAGUAUUCAAUUGGUUGUUGGCUCUUUCCGGUAUGUCUUCCUUGUUUACUUGGGGCUCCAUCUGUGUGUGUCACCUUAGAUUCAGAAUGGCUCUUGCUCACCAAGGCAGAGGCAAGGACGAGCUUGUCUUUGUUUCGCAGGCUGGCAUUAUUGGCUCAUGCUAUGGUGUACUUUUAAACUUCUUGAUCAUCGUUGCCCAAUUCUGGAUUGCCUUGUGGCCAAUUGGUGGCUCGCCAGAUGCCUCCAGUUUCUUUCAGUCAUAUUUGUCUGUCCCUGUGGUCAUGGCAUUCUACAUUGGCCAUAAGUUGUGGAAGAGGAACUGGAAGUUUUACAUUAAGAUCAAAGAUAUUGACAUUGAUACUGGAAGGAGAGAUUUAGACUUGGAGCUCUUGAAGCAGGAGCUCGCCGAAGAGAGGGCCAUCUUGGCCAGCAAGCCUUGGUACGUCAGAAUCUACAAUACGAUGUGUUAA